GAAUGAGGAAGCGCAUUGUUUGCAUUGCAUUGUUCGUUAUUUACAAAAAAUUUGCCGAACUGAAAAUAUUUUCACUGUUAUUACUAUUUAAAAUGCAAAAUAAAUAUACGCACAAAUUAUAACAUCAUGGGCAUCAAAGACCUGUGGAAUUUGCUUAUGCCGCACAGCGAAAAGAAACCUUUAUUUCACUUGAACGGCCAAGCGGUCGCAAUCGACCUUUCAGGCUGGGUGUGCGAAAGCUUGAACGUCGUGGAUUAUUUCGUUCAUCCGCGGUUUUAUUUGAGGAAUUUAUUCUUCCGUACUUACUAUUUGUUGCAAACAGGCAUCAUUCCAGUAUUUGUGCUGGAAGGUUCAGCCCCGCCUCUGAAAUAUGGAGUCAUUAUCAAACGAAAUCAAAUGCAGUUCCGGGGGGCGCGGCCAAGAAAAACGGCCAACUGUGACAAAACGGGUGCAACGCAAAAGACAAGCGCGGUUGAACCAAGGGCACCUACGGAGCAGAAGCGUAACCGUUUCCAUCACGUUCUGAAGCAAUGCGAAGAACUAUUGAGCUCGAUGGGCUUGGUUUGUGUUCAGGCGCCGGGAGAAGCGGAAGCCCUGUGCGCUUAUUUAAAUCACGACGGGUUGGUCUAUGGGGUGAUCAGUCAGGAUUCUGACUGCUUCGCCUAUGGUGCCGUUCGAGUGUUUCGGAACUUUUGCGCUUCGCAGACUGGUGGAGGCUCAGCGGAUUUCUACGACAUGGUUAAAAUCCGGCAAGUGAUGGAUGUGGGUCAGGAAAAGAUAGUGGCAAUGGGUAUACUGUCCGGUUGUGACUACAGUCCAGCCGGAGUACCGGGUGUGGGUAAAGAAAUGAUUAACCGAUUUUUGAGUAAUUAUCACAGUAGCGAGAUUUUGGGCAGGAUUCGAUCAUGGCGCAGUACAGCAGAUCGUCUGACCGAGCUUGAAGUGAAGGUUGAGGACAAAAAUGUCUGCUCAGAUUGUGGACAUCGUGGAAAAACAUUCGUACAUCGCCGGUCAGGUUGCCAGGAUUGCAGAACGAAGUCCGGCUGCGAUGAAUUUCGUUGGAAAAAUCAGCGGUCGAACAUCAAGGCUGAGUUGGAUAUCAAAAGAAAAGCUUUACAAGACCCUGAUUUCCCGCCAGAGGCAAUUAUUUGUGAGUUCAUGGAACGCAGAUGUGAACUACCCACGUUGGAUUUAGAGUGGAGGCAGCCAAACCUCGUGAAGUUUAUUCGUAGCAUUGCGAACCUUCUUCAGUGGGAUGAAAUCUACAGUUUUCUCAAAUUGUAUCCUCUUUUUACUCGGUGGCAGUUGCUAACUCUUAAAAAAGACCCAUCCCGUAGCAUCAACGUUAGACUGGAGCCGGAUUACAUCAAGAAAAAGCGUGCACCAAAAGGCGUUGCCAGCUACGAAAUUGUUUGGAAAGACGAAGGAUCAGUUUUCUCCGGAUUGAUCCCGGUCAAUCAACUUCAAUUGUACCUGAAUGAGCCGGGAAACACCAAAGAGUCUUUGUGGAGUACCAUUGAGCCCCAAGAUUUAGUGUCCGCGGUGUACCCUGAGCUUGUAGAAGCGUUUUUGGCCUCAAAGUCUAAACCGAAGAAAAAAGCGAAGAAAUCGCCCAAGAAGAAAGCGGAUGCGAAAACUAUCAAAAAAACAAAACAGAGACGGUUGGAAGAUCUUAUUAAUAUCGUGACUGGUGACGAUGAUCUGCAGCAGGAAGAAUUGGAAGAUGUCCUCAUGGGCGAACCAUUGGAUAAACCACCACGGUCUGAUAACACACAAAUGAAUCAGAAUGAACAUGCUAACAUGUCUGUGGAUUCCAAUUCGGAUUCUUUCUACUGGGAUCUAAUUGCAAAUGGUUCGGCGUGGGAUGAUGAAUAUUUGGAUAUCUCGCAAGUUGUAGAAAGCGUUUGUCAUCCUGACUAUGGCCGUGUCAAACCAUUCCCGGGGGCAAAAGAAGAAGAGGAAGACAGACGAAUAGAGCAGUUGUUGGCAAAGGCUCGUGCUAUGAAGCAAUUGCUAUCGAUGAGUGUUCAGCCAGAUGAACCAGUCUUCGACGAGGAAACCGAUAAGCCAAAUAUCGUUCAGCACAGGCUACUCUUGAAGCAGGACCUUCUCAACGAAGAACCAGAUUUGGCCAACCAAUCUUUGCUGAACAGAUCAGCGAAGCCUCGAAAACGUAAGAGUUUCUUUUUCGAAUCUAUUGACGUGCCGCCACCGGAGCUGCAGGAUGGUUACAACGAAAUGGACAUGUUUGAGUGUUCCAUUGCGCUUAAGGACCAAUUUGUGAUGCCAAUUCCGGACGAACUAAAUCAAACGAUUGUCUACGAUUUGGAUUUUUGAAUGUAAGUAAUGUUUAAUCAAAA
Armigeres subalbatus is the source of this 2360-nucleotide messenger RNA. RefSeq names its product flap endonuclease GEN (gene Gen). The record is from RefSeq and is a predicted model, not a curated record. NCBI's taxonomy places the organism in Eukaryota, Metazoa, Arthropoda, Insecta, Diptera, Culicidae. The transcript is spliced from 3 exons. Bases 127 to 2337 code for a protein of 736 amino acids. Gene Ontology annotation, molecular function: 5'-flap endonuclease activity; four-way junction DNA binding.